CACUGUAAUGCGCUGUACACAACGCGGUGGGCAGUUGAUUCAUUCAAGAAGAUGUUUGUGUUGGUGUUAAACUAUUGCAUGAAAUUUUGAACCAUUUAUACAAAGGAUUUAUUUAAAAGAAGAGGAAUUACAUUCAUAUUUCUACCAAAUAAGUUACAUUUACCGACAGAGAGUAUUCUGACAUUAAAAUUCCGCUGACGUCCAUUGUCAGCUGGCUGAUUUGCAUGUCAGACGAAACAUGGGCGAAAAAGUGAUAGAUGGUAUAGAAAAGAUAGACCUAAACGGUAAAGAAAAACCCAAAAUUAUUAUUAUUGGUGCUGGGAUAUCAGGAAUAGCAACAGCUGAUACAUUGAUCAGGGCAGGAUUUACAGAUUUCAAGAUUUUGGAGGCCUCGGGGCGAACAGGAGGACGAAUAUGGACGGUUGAUAUCGAUGAAGGUGAGAAAGUGGACCUUGGGGCCCAUUGGAUCCAUGGCAUAGAGAGAAACCCUAUCUACAAAAUUGCUGAUGACAAUAACCUUCUCAAGCUACGUCAUGGAGACAAAGGGCUGCGACAUCGCAAUUGUUUUGUCACCGAGGAAGGCAAAGAAGUUAACGAAAAAGUGGUCAACUCAGUGAAUCUGGCUUAUGGACAGCUUAUCAUCCAGGCUGAAGAUUUCUAUCAGAGCAACAUCCCAACAGAGGAAGAAAAUGAUAGUGUUGGGGCCUACCUCGAGCGCGAGUUUUCCGAAAAACUGGAGAAAUAUCCCAAUGGAGACCGACAUAUACGAGAGUUGGUUUUUAAUCAAAGGAAACUACUGGAGUGUUGUAUAUCGGGCUGUGAUAGACUGGAGGAUGUCUCGCUAAGCGAGUUUGGUGGUUAUGAGGAACUGCCAGGAGUCCAUUACUCUAUACCACCUGGCUUUGAGGCAGUGUUAGAAAUCCUUAAAAGUUCUAUUCCCAAAGACAACAUUUUGCUCAAUCAUCCCGUCAAGUGUGUCCACUGGAGCAGGAAAAAUUGUAACGAAAAUGACUACAAAGUGAUGGUAGAAUGUGAGAAUGGGGAAAUGUUCUAUGCAAAUCAUGUGAUUGUAACGGUAUCACUAGGGGUGUUGAAGGCUGCUUAUGACCGCAUGUUUGAUCCUCCUUUACCUGAGGAAAAAGUAGGGGCAAUAGACCGUCUAGGGUUUGGAAUCGUAGAUAAAGUAAUUCUAAAGUUUGACAAACCAGUGACUGAACAAGAUAUUUUCCGCAUUGAAUUGCUUUGGGACGAUGAGAACGUUGAUUGCAAUGAUUUGAGACAAACAUGGUACCGCAAAAUUUACUCCUUUGAAGUUUUACAUGAAGGAGUUUUAGUUGGCUGGCUGAGUGGGAAGGAGGCCCUAUACAUGGAAUCUCUUACAGAGGAGCAAAUAGCAGAGGAUUUAGUGGAGGUCCUCAAAAGAUUUCUUCAAAAAGAUGACAUUCCCAGCCCCAAGAAAAUCAUCAGGACGAGAUGGGGAAACAACAUUAACACCAGAGGGUCCUACAGCUUCAUCCAAGUGGGGGCCAGCAUGUCAGAUAUAGAUGUCCUGGCAGAACCACUGACUGGCACAGAGACAGAAAAGCCACAGGUAUUGUUUGGAGGGGAGGCAACUCAUGAAUGCCACUACUCGACCACGCAUGGUGCCCUAUUGUCGGGGAUGAGGGAAGCCAAUAGGAUCAUCAAGCUCUACUCCGACUGAUUGUCAUGGCUCUCUUCAAUUCCUUCCAGUCUACUCUGUAUUGCCAUGACAACAUAUUGCAGUAUACUGGAUAUGUUAGAUAUUGUUUUUCUCUGCAAUUAUUUUCCUAGUCUAUAGCAGAUAUUUUUAUUGGCACCAUAAAAUGGACUUGAUUGAUGAGUACUUGUGUACUAACUCAGUGAGAAUACCAGGUAGUUUAAUUGUGAGCCAGGGGAUUGUAUGUUGUAUUUUACUUUUUUAAUGUUUGCAUCAAGGGAUAGAUUAUCAUGAUCUCAGCUUCUUCAAAAGAGUUAGGGAAAUCACAACGCACAAAUUACAUCUUGCCGUUGACAGCACAGAAAGCUUAGGGUUCUAGGGAGGCUUUUUUUUCUACUUCACUGCCAAAUUUUAAUAAGGAUGUUAAUAGCUAAGUAUCUAUCAAUUACACAGAAAUAUUAAAGGAAUUUAAAUCAUCUGAUGAGGUGAUCUUGGGUGUUCUGAGAAGACAAGUAUUAUGUAUAGGGGAGUAGAUUUACUUUGUUUUUGUAUGGAUAUUAUUAUUAUAUUUUUGCUUUGCUGCACCAUCAGUUUUGAAUUUGCAAUUUGUUGAUUUGCUUUUUAAAAGCUGAUUUUGAUAUUUCAUUCAGGAAAUCAAAUGUUUUUUUUUUAUGUUGAUCUUUAUCAGUUUUUAAAAUGCACCUUUUAUAGACUCUACCUCUUUGUGGCUGAAUGGAAAAACAGGUUAUUUGUAUCAUGAUAUCACAGAUUAUUUAUUGAUAAGUGUUAACCUGUCUGGUCUUUACUGGAUAAAUAGGAAUCAGCAGUAGCUUUGACAUCAUUAGACACUGUAUCUUCAGAGUAGUAGGGUAGUAGGGCCUGAAAGAGGAGGUGUGUGUGUGUGUGUGUGUGUGUGAGAGUGACAAUGAGUGAGCUGAACAUUUUACAGUCGUGUUUUUACAAGUUUAAAUGAUACAUGUUUAUUCUUCUUACAGUGAAAUGUAUGGUAUAAUUUUGUGAUUGGGAACAUGUGUAGGG
Messenger RNA from Saccostrea cuccullata (small rock oyster), 2716 nucleotides. RefSeq names its product spermine oxidase-like. Gene Ontology annotation, molecular function: polyamine oxidase activity. Lineage: Eukaryota; Metazoa; Mollusca; Bivalvia; Ostreida; Ostreidae. The coding region runs from base 239 to 1702 and encodes 487 amino acids. The record is from RefSeq and is a predicted model, not a curated record. The transcript is spliced from 5 exons.